AGAAGCACCUCCGUCCCCCGCUGCCUGCACAUCAUACCAUAUCAUAAACCGCUACCAUUACUGCCAGCGAGCUAACAACAUACCCUUCAAAAGCAGGAUCUUACAAACGGUCGAGGCUUUGAUGGAGGGGCUACUGAGAGGUGUUUGGGAAGGACACUAUGUUUCCCUGUGUCUCCUCCUGGCCCUCUUCUGAUCCCCCUGCCGCUCUGGGCCAUGCUCCGCCCAUUCCCCGAGUACAGCCGCCCAAUCAGCCACUGCCUGACCUGCUGCGGAGCUGUGUUGUGCUCCCUUCCCCAUCCACGCGCCUGAGCUCUUGUACCAGUGAGAUGGAGUCCAUGAUUGUGGUGACGGAGUACGAGCCCAGUGGUGGCUCAGGGCAGGAGGGCGGAGAGGAGGAGGAGGUGGAGGACAUGGACAGCUCGGAAACGCCAGAGCCGGCGUCGUCAGGUCCAGUCCCGCCCUUCCGCAUGGUCUCCUGUGAUCUGUUAUCCCACACGGUGGGCUGCCCGGAAGCGCUCUUCCCAGAACCACAGGAGCACAGAGGUAGACUGAGCCUCUCCGACCGGAAGCUGUCACUACAGGAACGCUCACAGACGCUUUCAUCGCCCUGCGGUUCACCGGGGCUGAAUGGACGCUAUAUUUACCCAUCGCUGCCCUACUCGCCAAUCACCUCCCCUCACUCGUCUCCACGCCUCCCUCGAAGACCAACCGUGGAGUCUCAUCGUGUCUCCAUCACAGACCUGCAGGACUGUGUGCAGCUCAACCAGUACAAGCUGAAAGAUGAGAUCGGAAAAGGCUCCUAUGGAGUUGUCAAGCUGGCGUACAAUGAAGAUGACAACACAUACUAUGCCAUGAAAGUGCUGUCCAAGAAACGACUGAUGAGGCAGGCUGGGUUCCCGCGCAGACCUCCUCCUCGUGGGGCAAAAUUGGCCCCUGAGGGCCCCCCUCAGCCCAAAGGGCCUCUGGAGCGUGUUUACCAGGAGAUAGCCAUCCUUAAGAAGCUUGAUCACCCUAACGUGGUUAAGCUUGUGGAGGUGCUGGAUGAUCCAAGUGAAGACCAUUUAUACAUGGUUUUCGAGCUUGUCAAACGAGGAGCGGUGAUGGAGGUUCCUACUGAUAAGCCCCUGGAUGAGGACCAGGCACGCUUCUACUUCCAGGACUUUAACAAUUCAUGUCCGUUUAUGGAUGAGCGUAUUUUGAGCCUCCAUCAGAAGAUCAAGACCCAACCGGUGGAGCUUCCAGAGAACGCGGACAUAUCAGAUGACUUAAAAGACCUUCUGUUUAAAAUGUUGGACAAGAAUCCUGAAACCAGAAUUACCGUCCCACAAAUCAAGGUGCACCCAUGGGUGACGCGGCAUGGCGCUGAGCCCCUCCCCCCUGAGGACGACAACUGCUGCAGCCUGAUAGAAGUGACAGAGGAGGAGGUGGAAAACUCUGUCAAGCACAUCCCCAGCCUGGCCACCGUGAUCUUGGUUAGGACUAUGCUGCGCAAACGGUCUUUUGGGAACCCGUUUGAUUGGGGCCGCAGGGAAGACAGGAGUCCCGCCGCACCAGGACACACGCUAUCAAAAGGGAGAGCAGGGAGUUUGAAAUACUGCCGCAAUCUCAGUACCCCCAGGAAACAAGAGAGCGAGGAAGGCAUGCGGAGUGUGGACCUGCCCUUCGUGGGCGAGGAUGAAGUUCUUUCCUGAUAGUUGUGAGCGUCUUGCUCGGGCGAAAUGCGCAAGGAUGGGGCUGUCGUGGCUGCCGGAAGGCCAGGAUAUGGACCUGGGACUGGGGCGUGGAUAGGAAGAUGGAAGGAAGGAAGGAAGAAAA
Sinocyclocheilus grahami is the source of this 1815-nucleotide messenger RNA. RefSeq names its product calcium/calmodulin-dependent protein kinase kinase 2-like. NCBI's taxonomy places the organism in Eukaryota, Metazoa, Chordata, Actinopteri, Cypriniformes, Cyprinidae. Gene Ontology annotation, molecular function: protein serine/threonine kinase activity; ATP binding. The transcript is spliced from 16 exons. The record is from RefSeq and is a predicted model, not a curated record. The coding region runs from base 159 to 1691 and encodes 510 amino acids. Gene Ontology annotation, biological process: CAMKK-AMPK signaling cascade; protein phosphorylation.